Messenger RNA from Dichomitus squalens LYAD-421 SS1, 2662 nucleotides. RefSeq lists its product as uncharacterized. Lineage: Eukaryota; Fungi; Basidiomycota; Agaricomycetes; Polyporales; Polyporaceae. Gene Ontology annotation, cellular component: nucleus. Gene Ontology annotation, biological process: regulation of transcription by RNA polymerase II. The transcript has 4 exons. Gene Ontology annotation, molecular function: DNA-binding transcription factor activity, RNA polymerase II-specific; RNA polymerase II cis-regulatory region sequence-specific DNA binding. Bases 600 to 2252 code for a protein of 550 amino acids. The record is from RefSeq and is a predicted model, not a curated record.
CCCUCCGGGCGAUAGGAGACCGAUAUGAUCUACAGGGGCAAACGCCGUUGGGUCAUAGGAAGGCAAAUGGGACAACGCGUCCUUUCAUAUGCGGCCAAGGGUCCCUGCAAGUGAUCAGGCAUAAGGCCAAAUGUGAUAUGUGCAUAUGGAUGCGGAUGCCUGGUUCAUAUAACUGGGUUCUGAUGUGUGCCAAUCCGGCUUGCGUGCUUCUUACGCACGCUUCUUGUUCCGUCUCCAGCUCGUCACUACCACUGACUCGGCAGCGUGUCUGUCGAUAGCCUUUCUCGGUACUUGGUUCCUAUUAAGAGCCGGCUCGUGCCCACCAUCACGUCUAAUACUCGAGGAACUUCACGGAAGUCGACGCCACGCACGCUGCGCUUGCCAGCUGGGAAUCGCCACCGGCGCGAAGGUAGGCAGCAGUUGCCUAGAAGAGAAUAAAGGCAGUGAAUAUUUGGGUUCGACGCUCUAGGGCCGACUGAUCCCUUGUUGAGAUCCCUCUUACGUUGCUUUCGUCCUCGUCCUCACUCUGCUCUCUACCGCUUCAGCCUCUGCAUACACAGAUCACGCCUCGUUUGAUGCCGCCACCGUUUGACCACGAAAUGGAGUUCGACGACGACGACGGCAUGCCGCCCCUGGUGGACAAUCCCCUCCCGCCGAUGACUUUUACCUUCGCCGCGGAUCUACCACCCAUCUCGUACAACCAUGAAUUCGCUAUGUCCGAGUAUGCACCUGAGGGUCUUGCGCCUGACAUGAAUGUGUACUCGCCUCAAGACACGACCAUGCCCGACCUGCCUCGUGGCUCACACGCCAAGAAGCGCGACGCAUCCUACAUCCCGCGUCCUCCCAACGCCUUUAUUCUCUUCCGCUCCUCCUUCAUCAAGGGCGGCCACAUUCCCGGCGAAAUCGAGGGCAAUCACAGUGCGCUCUCCAAGAUCAUCGGCAAGUGCUGGAAGGCUCUCCCGCGCCAGGAGCGCAAGGUGUGGGAACAGAAGGCGAUCGUCGCUCUCGCUGAGCACCGCCAGAAGUACCCCGACUGGAGGUUCAAACCUGCGGCGAAUGCGCUAGCGAAGGUGAAGGAUGGACCACGGAAGAGAGGGAAUCGGAAAGGUCGAGGGCAGUCGGAGAAAGAAGAACGCAGUCGCGAGAAGAGGUGCGCCAAGAUUGCCGAUUUACUCGUUGCGGGGAAGACUGGGUCAGACCUCGCGGCUGCAGUCGAGCAGUACGACUGCGAGACGAGCAGGGGCCGCAGGCCCAAGGACGAGGGCCCCACGGAAGGCGUGGCUCUGUCGAUGAUGCAGAGCCAGGGCGAGAUACGCGACAUCCACUCCGCAGAUGCAGACGUCAAGGUCCGCUCCGUGGUGGGAUCCGACAUGCCCCAUACCCCGACCCUUACCAUCGCGACGGAUGGCUUGGAUGUGAAGCCGCUGGCUACACGCUCCGCCGUGGAUGGGCGGUUCAAGGUACCUCUCACCGCGAUGUUCAAACGUUCCUCGUCCGCGCCUGCCCCCCGCGCUCGCACUCCGACUGGCGGACCUCGUGCCCUUCUGAGCCACCGCCGUGACUCGUUCAGUGCAGGCCCGCCUCUCUUUACACGCGCGGCGAGUUUCGACGGCAGUGGGGUCCCCCCCGAGGAAAUUUUGGCCAUCCAACCUGACAGUGGCGCAGAACGCGAGGGCACAGGGCACGCUUCCGCAGACAGCGUGUCUUCCAUCCAGACGUUCAGUUCCGAUGUCAAUGACGCCGGUUUGGACGCCUUCGGGUUCGCUGCGAGCAACCUCUCGAGCCCCCACCUCCCCGCGUUUGAGCGCGACGCCGAAGGGUUCAACAGCCCGUUACAGUCUCCCAUCGCGACUCCCGUAAUGUUUAGCUGGGGUCACGAAUCCGAUAUCGGCACUCCGACCAGCAUCUCGGACAUGAUGGGCGAGGCGUACGCGCCCGCGCCUUCUCCCUCGUCGUAUUCCUCUCUGGAGGGCUGGGCUGGGAGCCCCCUGCCAAAAUUGGCGUCGCCGAUCAGCUCUCCCCUCACGAAGGUUUACCAUUACGUGGACGGCACCGAUUCUCCCAGCGUCAUGAAGAAGGCCUUUGACGCCGCGGCGUGCGCCGCUUACGACUUCAGCAACGAGUCUUUCGGACACGGUGACGGAUUUGGCGCGGUCGGCCCCGCACACACGGCGCACUAUACUUGGGGCUCAGAUGCACCAUUCAUCACCUACGCCUUCCCGGUCGUCCAGUGUCGCCAGGACGACUUCUAAUUGUGUCGGGAUCAGGACCGCCCUCGUGCUCCCCAAUGCACGCCCCGGUAGGUUCGGUCGAAUGCACUGUAUUGAUUCCGAUUCAUCCUAGCAUCUCUCUCUCGAACGCACCUAUUCCACGUUGUGCAUGCGCAUGCACGUCCUUAUGUUGUCCUCUAUGCCUACCGCCCUCCGUCAUUCGCAUUUCCUCAAUCCUGACUGGGUGAUUCAACUCCCUAGUCUGUCUUCUUAGCUGUGAUUUCUUCAUUCUGCCUCAAUAUACGCUUCCCUUCCUUGUCCCUGUUGUACGAUAUUUUGUACCCGAGGACGAACCAUUCUCGGUGAUAGGCCUGGUGAUCCAUGCUGUCAUCGCUUCGUAGUCCUCCAGCGGUCUCGUGUCUUGUGGCGUCUCCCUAUUUUCCAUGUAUUCC